AUCAGAUCACACAAUUAUUUAGACCACAUUUUAAGAUAUAAUCCUCAGUUCUAAAAGUUAUCACGUGUAUCCCAGUGAGAAAUCUUCUGUUUUCUGGGCUCAGUGUUUGAAGUGAUUGCUGUGUAAGCAAGAGGACCAGACUUUGGUCCCAAGAACCCUCGUCAAUGCCGAUGGGUAUGACUUCCUGCCUGUAACUCUAGCCUCAGCUGUUUGUGAUGGUGAGGAUAGGGGUGAAGAUGAUGGUGGUGAUGAUGAUAAUGUUGUGUUUCAGAAAGUAGUUCCAUAGGAUUCAAUCAGAUCUGACCUCCCUAAGAGGCCUGCCUGCAUGCUUGUAGGCACACAUGCAAAUGCGUGAAUGGGAAGGAAGGAGUCUUAGGUUGUGAUACUUGCUCCAUUGUUGUUCUACCUCAUUUUUGAGUCAGAGUCUGUCGUUCAUAACCAGAGCUCAAUGAUACAGUUUGUCAGUUUGUCCAGAGAGCUCCAGUCUCUGCCCUUUGAAGCUGAAAUCACACACUAGCUGUUGAUGUGUCCUGUAUUUAAGCAGGUUCUUUGGAUCUAAACGCCAAUCCUCUUGCUUAGAUAGCACCUAAUUCAAUUGCUGGCUCCUCUCUUCAGCCCAUCUUUCAUAUUUUCAUGGACCAUCUCAGCUGAAAGUUCAGGAACAAACUCCAGCAUUUCCUCUGACCCACUUUUCCUUGCUCAUGGUGUGAAUGCAGUUUCACUUACUGUAACCCUGUGUUCUGCUACCUAACUGAAGUUGUGGCUGCCUGGUGCCAGUCACCAGAAACAGAUGCUGUCUUUCUUCUGUAUGCCCUGAGACCCAGGCCCCUCUCAUUCCUUCCCUAUCUACAGAAUGAGCAACUUCGACAGUUUCAAUUUGUGGUAUAUUCUCUCUUGAAGAAAAGUCUACUUGGCAGUGAUUUUUCUCUUAAUUGUAGGCACAAGAAGAACUUGUGGGUUAAAGGAAGUGAUGAUGAAGAUUGAUGCUCCAAGAUCGUAAAUGAAUGCUGUUUCUGCUUACUAAACCAUUUCCUAUCAGUUUCCUGAGCUGAGCCAUAAUUACACUGGGCUUACUCAUUGACUUGGUUUAUUAAACAGCAGCACAUUGGCUGCCUUUUCCCCCAUAUGGCUGUAGUCAAUAUGGAGAAUUUGAGGACAUCAGAACCUUUUUAGGUUCUCCAUGCAUGGCAUAGUAUCAGACGUCUGUAAACAAAUGCUAAUUAUAAAACUACUUGUCAUCCGUUAUGUAACCAACAUAGUUUUAUUCGGUACUUAAAAAAUAUGCAUUCUCUAUCACAUAAAGCACGAGAUCCUCAACUUCCUCACGUACGCAGAUGAGUAUGCCAUCGGCUACUUCAAGAAGCAGGGUUUCUCCAAAGAAAUCAAAAUACCUAAAACCAAAUAUGUUGGCUACAUCAAGGAUUAUGAAGGAGCCACUUUGAUGGGGUGUGAACUGAGCCCUCAGAUCCCAUACACAGAGUUCUCGGUCAUCAUUAAAAAGCAGAAGGAGAUCAUUAAAAAGCUUAUUGAAAGGAAACAAGCUCAGAUACGAAAAGUCUACCCUGGACUUUCAUGUUUCAAAGAUGGAGUUCGGCAGAUUCCUAUAGAAAGCAUUCCUGGAAUCAGAGAGACAGGCUGGAAACCAAGUGGAAAAGAGAAAAGUAAAGAGCCCAAAGACCCUGAGCAGCUUUACAGCACGCUCAAGAACAUCCUGCAGCAGGUGAAGAGCCAUCAAAGCGCUUGGCCCUUCAUGGAACCAGUGAAGCGAACAGAAGCUCCGGGAUAUUAUGAAGUUAUAAGGUUCCCCAUGGAUCUGAAAACCAUGAGUGAACGCCUCAGGAACAGGUACUAUGUGUCUAAGAAGUUAUUCAUGGCGGACUUACAGCGAGUGUUCACCAACCGGAAGGAGUACAACCCCCCCGAGAGCGAGUACUACAAGUGCGCCAGCGUCCUGGAGAAGUUCUUCUUCAGUAAAACUAAGGAAGCAGGCUUGAUGGACAAGCGAUUUUUUUUCCCCUUAGAUACACAACAGCAGUGUGCCUAAAGCAGGUCAUUUAGGUUUUUGUUUGCUUUUGUUUUUUUUUUUAAUUGUACAUCAUGUGUAUUACAAGAGACUUGUAAUAAUUAGCACUUUUGAAAAACAAACAAAACCUCCUUUUAGCUUUUCAGAGACAUACUUAAAUGGAAAUCAUAGAUUUUUUUUUUAAUUUUGUGGAAUAGAUUUUAAUCUAUUUACUACUAUCAUGUAAUUUUUCUCUGGCAUGUCCAGUAGCUGACUAUUGCAUGGUAGAUGAUCAGGGGCUUCCUCAAAACCUGUAUGUGAGGAAAUUGCACACAGUA
Rattus norvegicus (Norway rat) is the source of this 2340-nucleotide messenger RNA. The record is from RefSeq and is a predicted model, not a curated record. Lineage: Eukaryota; Metazoa; Chordata; Mammalia; Rodentia; Muridae.